Messenger RNA from Phymastichus coffea, 1266 nucleotides. RefSeq lists its product as uncharacterized. The record is from RefSeq and is a predicted model, not a curated record. The transcript has 2 exons. NCBI's taxonomy places the organism in Eukaryota, Metazoa, Arthropoda, Insecta, Hymenoptera, Eulophidae. The coding region runs from base 1 to 1266 and encodes 421 amino acids.
AUGAGAACUUUACUUUCUGAAUUAAUUUCGGUGUCGCGCGAAAUUCUCAUUAGAGUGAGCAGCCUGACUAACACAUCCAGUGGACCCGCUCAGCAAAGCACAGCUACUCAGCGCAGCAGCCGUUCGCAGUCCAGACCUAGGCCCCACGCCAACGGAAUCUGUUACUACCAUAACAGGUUCGGCGCUGCCGCCUCCAGGUGCAAUCUACCGUGGCUAACGCUGCUGCCUGGCCGAGCACCUUGCAGCAGCCUCAGCACCGCUCACCCCUCAAGCGCCAACUGCUGGUUUGAAAACCAGCUCCAUGUAAUGGACCGCUCCUCCGGCACGCGCUUCCUGGUCGACAGCGGAUCCAUCGUCUCGACGUUGCCUCACGCCACUUACGCCUCGGCCCUGCCGUAUGGUGGACCGACACUCGCUGCUGCUAAUGGAUCGUCCAUCCAAACUUAUGGGCGGCACACAGCUCAAAUUAACUUGGGCCUCGACCGCAAGCUCGUGUGGUCCUUUAUAGUGGCGGAAGUCAAAACGCCCAUUCUAGGUGCUGACUUCCUGGCAUUCUACGGUCUCCUGCCGGAUCUCAAACGACGGCGCCUCAUCGACGAGUCCUCGCUACGUUCAAUCCCGGGAGAGCUCAAGAAAGUCUCCGUACACUCGAUUUCGAUACUCUCUCCACCGCCGUCAGCCUCGCCUGCACACGAGAAAGCCGUGAAGGCGCUCGUCGAGCAGUACAGCAACCGCUUCGCUGCCAUCAACGACUGUAGUACCGGCCCAACGGCUGCUGUCAAGCAUCACAUAUUGACGCUGGGACCGCCCGUCUUCUUCAGGCCACGCCAGCUCUUGGGAGAAAAACUCAAGGCCGCCAAGGCCGAAUUCACUCAGUUGCAGCAACUGGGCAUUGUUAGGCCCUCUAAGAGCCCUUACGCGAGCCCGUUGCACAUCGUCAAAGCCAGCUCCUCUAAGUUUCAGGUAACAGGCGAUUAUCGCAACUUCAACGCGCAAACGGUGCCGGACCGGUACUCGAUUCCACGCAUCGUCGACUUGCUGCUGCAGCUACACGGUAUGCCGCUGCUAAUCGCCUCUGCGAGCAUCGAAGAGCACUUGGAGCACCUUCGCGCAGUUUUUGAUGCACUGCUCUCCAGCAAGCUACGCAUUAACUGGCUUAAAUGCGUCUUCGCCAAGAAGGAGGUCUCCUUUUUGGGUUUCACUAUUAACGCUGCCGGUUUUGAGGCCUCCGGAAGCCAAAGUCGAUACUAUCGUCAACUACCCUAG